AUGGGAAUCAAUCUUUUUGCUUUCAAACAUUCUGUCAAUCUUUCUUUCAGCCUUUCUUUCUUUCAGCCUUUCUUUCUUUCAACCUUUCUACCGUUCUUUCUUUCAGCCUUUCUUUUAACCUUUCUUUCGCCUUUCUUUCCUUCAAGCUUUUUGUCUUUCUUUCUCCUUUCUAUUAACUUUUCUUCCAACCUAUCUUUCAGCCUUUCUUUCAUUCAACCUUUCUGUCUUUCUGUCUUUCAGCCUUUCUUUAACUUUCUUCCUACCUUUCUUUCAGCCUUUCUUUUAACUUUUCUUCUUACCUUUCUUUCAGCUUUUCUUUUAAUAUUUCUUCUUACCUUUCUUUCAGCCUUUCUUUUGUUCAAGAUUUCUGUUAUUCUUCCUUUCAGCCUUCUUUUAACUUAUUACCUUUCUUUCAGCCUUUCUUUCUUUCAGCCUUUCUUUCUUUCAGCCUUUCCGUUUUUCUUUCUUUCAGUCUUUCUUUUAAUCUUUCUAAUUAACUGUCUUCCAGCCUUUCUUUUAAAUUUUCUUCCUACAUUUCUUUCAGACUUUCUUCUAACAUUUCUUCCUACCUUUCUUUCAGCCUUUCUUUCUUUCAGCCUUUCUUUUGACUUUUCUUCCUAUCUUUCUUUCACCUUUCUUUUCUUCAACUUAUCUGUCUUUCUUUCCUUCAGGCUUUCUUUUGACUUUUCUUCCUAUCUUUCUUUCAGCCUUUCUUUCUUUAAACCUUUCUCCUUUCUUUUAAAUUUUCUUCCUACAUUUCUUUCAGCCUUUCUUUCCUUCAACCUUUCUGUCUUUCUUUCUUUCAGCCUUUCUCUUAAUUUUUUCUUUCAGCCUUUCUUUCUAACUUUCAGCCUUUCUGUCUUCCAGCCUUUGUUUUCAGCCUUUUUAGCAUUCGUCUUUGCCGAUCCGCUUUCGUUCGUGUAUACCCCAACCGACGGCAAUUUCCCCCAGCACCCUCCGCGACACUAG
Messenger RNA from Acanthosepion pharaonis, 969 nucleotides. The record is from the annotation of a GenBank genome assembly. NCBI's taxonomy places the organism in Eukaryota, Metazoa, Mollusca, Cephalopoda, Sepiida, Sepiidae.